UCCGGUAGCCACGAACUAUCGCCAUAUUGAAAUUGACAGGUUUACAGAAGGAACGUCAGUAACACAUCUGUGUAUUUCUAUGUAGCCGACCGUACGAUAAGAUGGCGGCCCAGACUCCAGUACCUGGAUGUACUCAUCAUCCAGGAAUGGGUUUUAUCUAUAUCUGUAAGACAUGUGACAAUGAGCUUCUCUGUAUGGACUGUGUUGUGAGCCGUCACAAUUCUCACGACAUAGGUAAACUUACUGAUUACGUGUCGGAACAAAAACAGCAAAUCCGGCAACAUGAGGAAAAGCUUUCUAAAACCGAUAUUCCGAACAUAAAGGGGAAGAUUAAGAAAAAUGAAGAAAACUUGAAGGAAAGCAGUAUAGGCUUAAGGAAAAUGACCGAGGAUAUCAAACGUCAAGGGGAGCAGAUAAAAACAGAGGCAGACAAUCUGGUUGACAAAUUAGUGACAAUAUGUAGAUAUUUGAUGAAGAUAAAUGCGGAUAUCACUGAGAAAAACACAGCCGCACUGACAAAACUUUUCGGAGAGAAACUGAAACCGCAACUAGAAAGGUGUCAUCAGGUAUUGACUUCAGGAUCAAAUGUAGACGUCAUUUCAGUAGCGCGGGAAACUCGCAGUACCUCAACUACACCGCCCGAUCUACGAGCUUUGAAGACGGCAGCCUUCAAACCCGGGGUCGUUUAUAACGACCUGCUGGAGCGGAUGUUGGGUACAGUACUAGUUGACGGAGAGAACGCGUUAUACAAACCUAUUCCAUCACACACAGUUGUAUCAAGUUUUAAAACACCAUUUCGGUAUGAUGAGUGCCGUACAUGUCGUUUAGGUGACGAGGCUUGGCUAUCAUACUGGGAAGAAGACAACAUACAUCGCGUAGAUCGAAAGGGUAACAUCAAAGAGAAAGUAGAGUGUAAAGUCAAAAUUCAUACCACUACCGUAUCUCCGACCACAGGGAGGAUAUGGUUUUGUGUGAGGGAAGACAAAAGUAUCCGGGAAGUCAUGUCCAAUGGAGCCGCAUCGACACGUUUUACCGUAGACACUGUUCUAGGGAGUUUGUGUGUCACACAGGAAGACAUGGUGGUGGUAGGAAUGGCAAAUAAAGGAAUAGUUAUGUUCACUAGUGACGGGCGGGAGGUGUCGGAUGGAGCGGGUGGUGUCUGUAGACAGGAGGCGGUAGUUCCCUGUCGCCUGACGUACUGUAGACAGACCGGGGAUAUAGCUGCUGUUGAUACUGACAAUGUAUCGUCUGUUGACUACAUGGCUGGUAAGGCACCAGGAAAACAACCCCGGGUCAUUGUGAUGGAUAAAAAUCUGAAACUGAAAUUUCAAUGCAAACAACUUGGUGAUAUUACAUCACAAGUAGGUGGAGGUCAGCAGUCCAAGUUCUACCCCGGGGAUGUUUGCUUUGACGGUACUGGAGAUGUUCUCGUAGUGGAGAGGGUAACCAAAUCAGUGGUGCUGAUUGACGGGAACAAUGGACACUUCCUCAGGACCGUAUAUAUCUCCAGUGGAAGUUCACCCUGGAGUGUCAGCCUUCAGGACGAUCAUACACUCUGGGUUGGUCACUGGGAUAAUACAAUGAAAAUAAUCAAAUACAAGUAGACAUCUGAACAGUUACCGGGUACAGUCACUGCAGCUUUAUACAACGUACUUACUGAUGUGUAAACACACGACUAUAUAACAUAAACUACAAACAUCCACAGUAUUUGCUGUCUUCUGAAAACUAGAUGUGACUAACCAUUUUAAAUUCCAUAUCUUGACAAAGAAACUCGUACAAUCAAUUUAUAUCCAGGACAUAUAACCAUGACCUAUAUGUGAUACCGACAUAUGAUCUAUAUAUCUGGGACCUAUAUGUGAUACCAACACAUGAUCUAUAUAUCAGGGACCUAUAUGUGAUACCAACACAUGAUCUAUAUAUCUGGGACCUGUAUGUGAUACCAACACGUGAUCUAUAUAU
Messenger RNA from Mizuhopecten yessoensis (Yesso scallop), 1959 nucleotides. RefSeq lists its product as uncharacterized. The transcript has a single exon. The record is from RefSeq and is a predicted model, not a curated record. Lineage: Eukaryota; Metazoa; Mollusca; Bivalvia; Pectinida; Pectinidae. Bases 102 to 1604 code for a protein of 500 amino acids. Gene Ontology annotation, molecular function: zinc ion binding.